AUGACGGCUCUGGUUGUCUACGGAAACCCAAGAAAGUCACAACUUUUAGCCCCGCAUUUUCGGGGUAAAUUUAGGAUUCAGACUUUCAGAUAUGUACAGUCGGACAUACAGUUGUUUAGGAAAGUCUGUGAAACAACUGCCAAUGCUGUGACUUUCCUAAACAACUCUACAACUAAGAAAGUGUCCGCGAGCUUCUGGGAUACCUUCGACUGGAGAUGGGUCUCUCCGGAGCAAAGAGAAAAUCAAGAGUACCGACACAUCGGACAGCAUGAUUUUACCGACCUGACCGUUGAAGAUCGCGAAUUGGUACUUUUUCCUCAUGGCAAUGGUGAGCCAAUACAUUUUGCUACACUGUCGGCUAUCGCGAAAGAAGUGUUUGAAAAGCCCAGGACAGACAAACCCAGCUAUGUGGGACCGUCUGGAUUUGCGAACAUAACCGAACAGGAUCGAGAAUAUCUCUUCAAGAAGUUCAAGGGCAUUCUCAUGGAUACAAUUCUUCCUGACCUAGAGCCUAGAUCAAAGCACUCUGACGAAUCUAAUCUGGCUUCGAGUUCUAAUGGUAAUUGA
Molecule: messenger RNA, 567 nt
Organism: Helobdella robusta
Lineage: Eukaryota; Metazoa; Annelida; Clitellata; Rhynchobdellida; Glossiphoniidae
Exons: 8
Coding region: 1-567 (188 amino acids)
Source: RefSeq, a predicted model, not a curated record